GCUCCCACAACAAGUAAGGAUGCACUGCGUUCGCCGACUCGAGAGUGUGUGCUAUCAGUGUUUGGCUUUGACUGCCACCAGCUCUCGCUCUCCUUGUUCCCAAGCUUCAUAGCCAAUUAUGCGUGAUCGAUCGUCUAGCUAGCUCAUCAAUUGCAGGAUUUCCCUGACCCAUCAGCAGCAAUGGCACGUGGGCCAAUGGAUCUUUGGAACGAGUGGGCGACCCAGAUCCUGGUGCUCUUGAGCUUCACUCUGCAGAUCAUCCUACUCCAGCUUGCCGGGAUUCGUCGCCGAGAAGCUCCAGCUGUGCUGAGGCUUCUCCUGUGGUUGGCAUACCAGCUGGCUGACUCCACUGCGAUCUACGCCAUCUGCCACCUCUCCCUCGGUGGCACACCGCGUGAGCACCAGCUGGUGGCAUUCUGGGCACCAUUCCUUCUGUUGCACCUUGGUGGCCCGGACAACAUCACCGCAUAUUCCCUCGAGGACAGUAAGCUCUGGCUCCGACACCUUCUCACUGUCGUUGUGCAGGUCUUGGGAGCUGCAUAUGUCCUCUACAAACAAUUCAGGGGCAGUGGAAGCCCACUCCUACUCGCCACCAUUUUGAUGUUUGUUGUAGGUGUUGUCAAGUAUGGGGAAAGGACAUGGGCACUCAUGUCCGGCAACAUCGACACCAUCCGGAGUACACUCAAGAAGGAGCCGCAUACCAAGUGCCAUUCCCACAUUGAGUAUAAGCCCCACCAGAUGAGCUUCAGUAAUGAAGGGCACUUUAGGAGGGAGGCUAAUGAAGAGGAAUUCCUGAUCUGUAAUGCUCACGCCCUGUUCCACAUUUGCAAGUAUGCGGUUGUCGAUGAUUCUUCAUAUGACAAUACUAGGGAUACCCGUGCCAGUGACGCCGCAAUACUUCGUGGCCUUACGGACGAACAGAAGUAUGCAGUGACGGAAAUUGAGCUCUCCCUCUCUCCCUCAUGUACGAUAUGUUGUACACCAAGGUGAGUGUGAUACAUAACUGGAUUGGAUAUUGCAUCCGACUCGUCUCGCCUCUUGCCACGGCCGGUUCAUUACUCAUCUUCCAAUUCAAUGGUAGAGGUGGUCAAAACAUAGUUGAUGUUUCUAUUACAUAUGUUUUGCUACUCGGUGCUUUCCUCCUAGAGGUGACCUCACUGUUGCGCGCACUAGGGUCAAGUUGGACGUUUGCCUCUCUGUGUGCUGCCCGGUGGAUUUGGCUUAGGCACGCAAUUGCUCUUAUAACCACUAGGAUACAUGUUAUUUCGCAACAACUAGUAAUUUUUUGAGUGGACUAGAACGAACGUUUAUGUA
Messenger RNA from Oryza sativa Japonica Group (Japanese rice), 1314 nucleotides. RefSeq lists its product as uncharacterized. The record is from RefSeq and is a predicted model, not a curated record. Lineage: Eukaryota; Viridiplantae; Streptophyta; Magnoliopsida; Poales; Poaceae.